AUGUCCACCCACAAAAUCUUCGCCCCAGGAGGCGCCAACGACUCACAACAAUACACCAAAGGAUCCCUCGACGAAUCCCAACUCGACCCGAACCCCUUCACCCAAUUCGACAUCUGGUUUAAGCACGCCAACGAGGAAAAAGUCCACCAACCGGAAACCGUGACGUUAUCCACCGUCGAACUUCCCUCAGGCCGGGUCAGCGCUCGGAUGGUGUAUCUCAAGGAAAUGGACGAGCGCGGGUUUGUCAUCUACAGCAAUUGGGGCACGUCACGCAAGGCAUCUGAUAUUUCGUCGACGCCGCAGCCGUAUGCGGCUUUGACGUUUUGGUGGCAUGAACUAGAGCGGCAGGUGAGGGUUGAGGGGCCUUGUGAACGCCUAAGUCGAGAGGAAAGCCAGGUGUAUUUCGACACUCGGAUCCGAGGGAGCCGGAUCGGGGCGUGGGCGAGCCAGCAGUCGCAGGUUUUGAGGGAUCGAGCGGAGUUGGAGCAGAGGGUCAAGGAUAUCGAGGAGAGGUUUGGGGGUGAGGGGGAGGGGAGAAUCCCCGUGCCGGAGUUUUGGGGCGGGUUGAGGGUGAAGCCGGAGAUGGUUGAGUUUUGGCAAGGUCGUCCGUCGAGGUUGCACGAUCGGUUUCGUUAUACCCGGACUCAAGGCGAGGGAGGGGAGUGGAAGAUUGAGAGGCUGAGUCCGUGA
Molecule: messenger RNA, 690 nt
Organism: Zasmidium cellare ATCC 36951
Lineage: Eukaryota; Fungi; Ascomycota; Dothideomycetes; Mycosphaerellales; Mycosphaerellaceae
Exons: 1
Coding region: 1-690 (229 amino acids)
Biological process (GO): pyridoxine biosynthetic process
Molecular function (GO): FMN binding; pyridoxamine phosphate oxidase activity
Source: RefSeq, a predicted model, not a curated record